Molecule: messenger RNA, 4398 nt
Organism: Pneumocystis murina B123
Lineage: Eukaryota; Fungi; Ascomycota; Pneumocystomycetes; Pneumocystales; Pneumocystaceae
Exons: 3
Coding region: 1-4398 (1465 amino acids)
Biological process (GO): negative regulation of TORC1 signaling; intracellular signal transduction; positive regulation of autophagy
Cellular component (GO): GATOR1 complex
Molecular function (GO): GTPase activator activity
Source: RefSeq, a predicted model, not a curated record
AUGCAAGGUGCAGUGCUUACGCUAUGGGUUCACGACAGGUCUUUUUCUAAUCAUGAUGUGAUUAUUAAUGAGGAUCUUGUUCCGGGUUUAAGUGCAUCAUCAGCUAUUGAAAUCCGACAAACAGGUUAUGAAUCAUCUCCAAAAUUGUUGGGAUUAGGGGGAAAACAAAUGGGAAUAAGUAGGAAUUCUAGACGUCUUUUUGCUAUUCCUACGUUUUUAGAGGGGGACUUGAAAAAAAAGCAAUCAAAUUUGCAGAUUUCUAUUUCAACGACGCUCUCAGCAGCUUUUGGAUUAAGAAAUAGAAUAUAUGUAAAAGUGACUAUAGUUGAGGAUAAAAUGUCUAUUUCAGCGGAUUAUAUUGUUAUUUAUUUUAAAGAUCAAUAUAUUUCUAGAUCAGAUAUGUGGAAUUUAUCACAAGAUUUACAAGGAAAAUGUAUAUGGAAAAGAGAGAAAAUGAUUUUUUCUGGUAGUCUUAGGGCAGAUAUUAGAGAAAUAUGGAUAAAUGGCAAAAAAAAACAUUCUGCUUAUGUUUCGACUAAAACUAAACCAAUAUUUCGAUCAGAGAGCGCAAAAUGUUUUCUUUUCCUUCAAAUGAGUAAGGAAAUGUGGGAGUUUGAAGAAGAUGGUGAACUUUUUUUUGAUAAAGCGAUUGAUGGAUUUCUUCCUGAGCUUUUUAAAAGAUGGAAAAAUAUGGGUACACGCCAUAGUGUUACAAUUAUUCUUUUUACUAGAGUUUAUUACGAUGGGAUAGGCCCUUUUUGUCUUUCUCAAUCUCAGGAAAAUUAUUGUUCAUCUCAGGCCCAGAAAAUUAUAAGAAAUUAUAAAGAUUAUUAUGAGACAUGUUCGAAAUAUUCUCAGGAUUUUUUUAAAAUUGUAUUCGAUAAUGUAUUUUCAGGUGAAUGUAUGACAACUAUAUCUGAAUUAAAGCAAGAACUUCAAAAAUUCAAGAAAGAUGUCCUCAUGUAUGAAAGAAUUAAUGAAUUAUCUCAUGAAAGCAUGGGUUUGGUUUCUGCAAGUAUGUCAUAUGCGUUACAAGGAAAUGUUCUUGAGGCUAUUAAUAUUGUAACAAAACAAUUUUGUUACGAUUAUAUUGAUCAUGAUCUUAUAAGAACGGGUGCAAGUAUUGUUAUUGUAACACCAGGAACUGGCCAUUUUGAAGUAGACGAAAAAAUGUUAGAAAUUACCGCAAAAAAUCUUAUUAGUACUGGUAUAGAAAUUGAUUUUAUAUGUUUGAGUAAACCUCCGCUUCAUAUUGUUCCUUUAUUUAGAUAUAAGAAAAAAUCUUCUAAUGAAAUCAACAAUUCCCAGGAUGCAGAUAAUAUUUCAGUAUAUCCUUCUUCUAGUUUAAACUUAAAUAUGUCGAAUAAAAAUCUUUUUAGUUCUUUACAUCAACAUGAAUCAUGGGUAUAUGCAGUUCCUUACUUUUGUCAAGUUAGUUAUUGGAAUUAUAAAACAAAGAAAAAUACUAGUUUUGUUACAAGUUGCAAAAUGCAUGAAUUACAAAUGAUGGGAAUAAUGGAGAAUGAAGCUAGUAAAAUUGCUAUUGAAUAUUUACCUGAAUUUGAUUUACUUGAUGAUGGGAAAAUAUCAUCUUAUUGUGAAGAAUAUGAUGAAAAUGUUUUUAGAAUUAAUAGAAAGGAUAAUAAUUCUUUAAACAAUGAACAUUUAGAUGAGAAGGAAAAAAUAUUAAAGAAUCGUAGCUUCUCUCAGAAAACUGAUCUGGAAAACAUUUCGACUUUAAAUGAUGAUGUAAAGAAACAGGCGAAAUAUAAAGAGUCUGAUAAAGAGCCUUUUUCUGUGCAUAAAAAAGUAGACAAAGUUGCAUCUAAGGCUCAUACUCUUUCAAAAAGAUAUUUUGUACAAAAUAUUCUAAGUAUGGGAGAAUUAUUUAGUAGCCAAUAUUUAAAAGCUCUCCCAAGCAUUACUUCUGUUUCUUUUCUAGCAACACAAAAAAAACCUACUACUAAGAAAUUGACAACAAAAAGUAAUCAGUUAGAAUCUAACGAAACAGAUUUUUUAAUUUCUCAAAAUAAUCCUCAAUAUCCUUAUAUUUUUCAGAGUAGAUUGGAUUCUAAAAAGGAUUCUAUAAAAAACAAAAUUAAUACUAUUAUGUCAAAACAGCCUGAAAAAAUCAUGGAUAUCAGAAAAUCUCUUUCUUUAGAAAAGUUUCAAAAAUUAAAACCUGAAAAGGAUUCAUUUUGGCAGAUUAUUCAAUAUCCAUCUAAUCCUUUAUCUAAUCCACCUCCUUCGGAUGUAUAUUAUAAAAAAUGGAAAGAUGCUCAUCCAAAACAAAGAAAUAUAGAGGAAGUUAAUUGGUCUUCAAUUUGUAGCCCUGCUUCUUUACCUCUUUCAACAGAUCUUUUUCCUAGUGCUGAGGAAUUGCGUGAACUUUAUCAAGAUUAUACAUAUACAAUUACUAUUGACCCAGAAAAAGUUAGUUUUGAUCAGCAUUCCCUUCUAAUAGAACUUAUAAAUUUACGGCUUAAUCAAGGUUUUCAAAUAGUUAUUGGAGAUUCUGUUUUAGCUGAUGAUCCUAAGUCAAUCAUAUUAUCUCAACAUUCUCCAGUGUGUAAAUUAAAUAAAAAGAAUACUCUUCAGGGGCCUUUGGAUAAUUUUUAUAAAACAAUAUAUUUGGCACUUGAUAAUUAUCAAUUUCACAAAAUAACUGGGGAUUUUUCUGGAUAUAAUAUUCAAGUAAAGAGAUUUAUUAGAAAAUAUAGUCCUAUUGGACCAAUAAAUUAUAAAUAUCAUACUUGGUUCUUAUCUAAUAGUGGGUAUCAACCUAGAAGUAUUACUUUUUCUUCUCAUCCGUUUGAAAAUCAAAAUUGGAAUUAUGUUGAUCAAUUAAUAGCUGGACAAGAGGAUAAUUUAAGUGAUUCAAUAAAGUAUUGGAGAUCUCGUUUCGUUUUAAUUCCAGUGGAUAUUAAAACAAUGCCUGUUCACCAAAUUUUAACUUAUUUUAAUGCUAAUAGUACAGAUGUUUUAACUGAUGAAGAAAUUCGCAUACUUGGCAUACUUAAAAUUUAUGAAUUAAUAAAAAAAGGCCAAUAUCUUAAUUCAUUUGAAAGAGAUAGGAUUAAACAUACAUCUUGGAAAGAUGGUAAUAAUAUGGAUUUAAUUUUUAUUACUUCAAAUAUACCUGCUUUUAUUAUUCAAGAAAUUGAAAGUUUUGAUUCUGAAUAUAAUUUUCAAAAUAAAGAAAAUUCGAAUACUGGAAAUGAAAAAUUAAAGACACUAGAUGCAAAAUUAAAUAGUAUUGCACAGGAAAUACAAGGUCCUAGAGGCAUUAAAUUUCAAGAUCGUCGGUGGCAUUUGAAAUUAUAUGAAAAUUGUUUCAUUGGUAUGGAUAUGGUUACAUGGUUACUAGAGAAUUUUUCGGAUAUUUCAACAAGAGAAGAAGCAGUUUAUUAUGGGAAUGAGUUGCUUUCUAAAGGAUUAUUUGAACACGUUAAUAAUGAUCAUCAGUUUUUGGAUGGAUAUUUUUUUUAUCGAUUAAAGCCUGAAUAUUCAUCAUCAAAAACUCCUAAGUGCUGGUUUGGAACGCGUAAGAUUACUCCUAUUAAUGCUGUUUCUGGAAAUCUUUCAAGAUCAGAUUCUAUUGCAUCAAAUUAUCAAAUUUCAACAUCUACUAAAAAAAUUCAGAAAGUAAUAUUAAGCAAAUAUUUGAUUUAUGAUGUUGAUACGCAAAAACAAAGUUAUAGGCCUGAAUGUAUAAGAUUGCAUUAUGAUAGAAUUUAUAAUCCAAAAUCAUGUUAUCAUAUUCGUUUAGAAUGGGUUAGUGUAACAUCUCGCUUUGUCGAAAAUACAAUACAGUCUUGGAAAAGAAUUGCUGAGAAAUAUGGUCUCAAACUUGUUGAGGUUCCUAUAGAUGAAGCCUGUAAAAUUAAUGAUAAAAAUCCACUUCAAUCUACUAUUUCGAUUAAAUUAGUGCUACCACCUCCUCCUGUCCCUCAUUUAAUAAAAUCAGAUGAAAUUUUGGGAGAGGAUCCUGAUUUUUGGUGUAUUCUUUUAUUAAGGAAGUUUGAUUUUGUAUUGGAUUUUGAGUCAGCAAGUAAAUUCCCAAAAUCUAUUGAUAUCACAUAUUCAUGGGGAAAACCUUCUUAUAAAUACUCUCAGUAUAUUCAUAGAUCAGGGGCAGCUAUUGCUCAGAUCGCUGAUGAUAAUACUAUUUUAUGGUUAACAAAUCAGUUAUAUUUGUCAAGAAUUGGGUUUAUGGUUCAUGCCCCAAAUCAAUAUAAUAUUGAAUCACAACGAAACAUUAAAGAUUUAACUCUAGAAUCAAAUAAGCUCUGUGCAGAUUUUAUAAAGUUUUGCUCUGAUAAAGUUUCUUUGGAAAAAUUUUAUGAGGAAAUUCUAGCUAAAUAUACAUUAAAACAAGAAACUAAUGAAUCUGAAUAA